Cricetulus griseus (Chinese hamster) is the source of this 5229-nucleotide messenger RNA. The record is from RefSeq and is a predicted model, not a curated record. Lineage: Eukaryota; Metazoa; Chordata; Mammalia; Rodentia; Cricetidae.
UCCCGGUAGAUGAGGAAGUGAGUCUUUCUCACUUGGGAGGAAGUGUUUUAUAUGUCUACUUGCUAUUUGAAGGAAUAUUUACAGACCUCAACUCGAUUGCGACUGUGUUCAGAGGCCGAUCUCAUGAGCUUUCUUCACUCUGCAAGAAAUCAUCCAGUAAAGAUGUGGAUUCAGACUUCAUGGAGGAAUAUACGCCUGACCCAAAGUCACAUCGGUGAUAGUGGCAGAGUUGGAAAUUGGUGCUUUGCCCGUGUAGAGGAAGGCACACUGGUGAAUGACAUCCCUAUGGCCAUACAACAUUGCUGGAAACCUCUGCCUUGGAAACAUGAUCUGCCUUGAAGAUCCAUGCAGCCUGCCUUACACUGCUGUACUGAUGAUGUAGACAAGGGGUCACAGUUGGAAGACAUAUGAAAGAACUCAGAUCACCUGCACCACCCGGGUCUCCCUGCAUCCUGGAUAUGACUGAGCUUCUUCAGUGGGCCAGACAUCACUGGCACCGGCUGAUGAAUGGGAGAACCCAGGAUGAAGAUGAGAGGCCAUACAACUAUUCCUCACUGCUUGUCUGUGGGGGCAAGUCCUCCCAGACCCCCAAACCGGCAGGAAAGCACCGUGUUGUUAUACCUCACCUUCAGUGCUUCAAAGAUGAAUAUGAAAGGUUUUCUGGAACCUACAUGAAUAACCGAAUACGGACAACAAAGUACACGCUUCUCAAUUUUGUGCCAAGAAACUUAUUUGAGCAGUUUCACAGGGCUGCCAAUUUAUACUUCCUGUUUCUCGUGGUACUGAACUGGGUGCCUUUGGUAGAAGCCUUCCAAAAGGAAAUCACGAUGCUGCCGCUGGUGGUGGUACUGACAAUUAUUGCAAUUAAAGAUGGCUUGGAAGAUUACCGAAAAUACAAAAUCGACAAGCAGAUCAACAAUUUAAUAACCAAAGUUUACAGUAGGAAAGAAAAAAAGUACAUUGACUGUUGCUGGAAAAAUGUCACUGUGGGGGACUUCAUUCGCCUCUCGUGCAACGAGAUCAUCCCUGCAGACAUGGUCUUACUCUUUUCCACAGACCCUGAUGGCAUUUGUCACAUCGAGACUUCUGGCCUUGAUGGAGAGAGCAAUUUAAAGCAGAGGCAGGUGGUGCGUGGGUAUGCAGAGCAGGACUCUGAAGUUGAUCCUGAGAAGUUUUCCAGUAGGAUAGAAUGUGAAAGUCCAAACAAUGACCUCAGCAGAUUCCGAGGCUUUCUGGAACACUCCAACAAAGAACGUGUGGGCCUCAGCAAAGAGAACUUAUUGCUAAGGGGAUGCACCAUUCGAAACACAGAGGCUGUUGUAGGCAUUGUGGUCUAUGCAGGUCAUGAGACCAAAGCGAUGCUGAACAACAGUGGACCACGGUAUAAGCGUAGUAAAUUAGAGAGAAGAGCAAAUACAGAUGUCCUCUGGUGUGUCCUGCUUCUGGUCGUAAUGUGUUUAACUGGUGCGCUUGGUCAUGGAAUAUGGCUGAGAAGGUAUGAAAACAUGCUCUUUUUUAACAUCCCUGACCCGGAUGGACGAGUCAUAUCACCUGUGUUGACUGGAUUCUAUGUGUUCUGGACCAUGAUCAUCUUGUUGCAGGUCUUGAUUCCCAUUUCUCUUUAUGUGUCCAUUGAAAUCGUGAAGCUUGGACAGAUCUAUUUUAUUCAAAGCGACGUAGACUUCUACAAUGAGAAAAUGGAUUCUACCAUUCAGUGCCGAGCUCUGAACAUCACCGAAGAUCUUGGGCAGAUCCAAUACCUCUUUUCUGAUAAGACAGGAACCCUCACUGAGAAUAAGAUGGUUUUUCGAAGAUGUAGUGUAGCAGGAUUUGACUACUGCCAUGAAGAAAAUGCCAAGAGGCUCGAGUCCUACCAGGAAGCUGUCUUAGAAGAGGAUGAAAGCACAGACACUCUCGGUGGCUCCCUCAGCAACAUGGCUAAACCCAGAGCCCACAGCUGCAGGACAGUUCACAGGGGCCCUUUGGGAAGCAAGGCCUCAACUCAUCUCUCAGCGAGCACUACUGCCCUAGGAAGUGGAGAAGGAUGUGAGGAAGUGCCUCAUUCCAGACAGGCCGCAUUCAGUAGCCCCAUUGAAACAGACGUGGUACCAGAUACCAGACUUUUGGACAAGUUUAGCCAGAUUACCCCUCAGCUCUUUGCCCCUCUGGAUGGGACCAUGCAGAGUCCACCCCUGGAGAUUUUGUACAUCCUGGAUUUCUUCAUCGCACUGGCAAUUUGCAACACGGUGGUGGUUUCUGCUCCUAACCAGCCCCGGCAAAAGAUUGGGCUCUCCUCACUGAGUGGAAUGCCCAUCAAGUCCUUGGAAGAGAUUAAAAACAUCUUCCAGAAAUUGUCGGUCCGGAGAUCAAGUUCACCGUCUCUUGCCAGUGGGAAGGACCAGACUUCUGGGACUCCUUCUGCCUUUGUGAGCAGAAUCUCUUUCUUUAGUCGAACAAAACUGUCACCUCCUAUGGAGGACGAAUCUUCCCAGAUGGAUGAAAGACCCCAGGCCAGUAACUCAGCUUGCUGUACAGAAACCGAGGCACAAAACAGUGCCGUUGGACUCACCAUUGGCUCAACUGAUGCCCUAAAUGGACCACCACCCUUGGCUUCCAACCUGUGUUAUGAAGCUGAAAGUCCAGAUGAAGCAGCCUUGGUGUACGCUGCCAGGGCUUACCACUGCACUUUACAGUCUCGGACCCCAGAGCAGGUCAUGGUGGACUUCGCUGCUUUGGGCUCACUAACAUUUCAACUCUUACAUAUCCUUCCCUUUGACUCGGUAAGGAAAAGAAUGUCGGUCGUGGUCCGGCAUCCUCUUUCCAAACAAGUCGUGGUGUAUACAAAGGGUGCCGAUUCUGUGAUCAUGGAGCUGCUAUCUGUGGCUUCCCCAGAUGGAACAAAUCUGGAAAAACAACAGAUGAUAAUAAGAGAGAAAACGCAGAGCCACCUGGAUGAGUAUGCCAAACGAGGGCUGCGCACUUUAUGUAUAGCUAAGAAGGUUAUGAGCGACACUGAAUAUGCAGAGUGGCUGAGGAAUCACUUUUUAGCUGAGACCAGCAUUGACAACAGGGAAGAACUGCUGGUUGAAUCUGCCAUGAGACUAGAGAACAAACUCACAUUGCUUGGUGCUACCGGCAUUGAAGACCGUCUGCAGGAGGGAGUCCCUGAGUCUAUAGAAGCCCUUCACAAAGCUGGCAUCAAGAUCUGGAUGCUGACAGGGGACAAGCAGGAGACAGCUAUCAACAUAGCUUAUGCAUGCAAACUCCUGGAGCCAGAUGACAAGCUCUUCAUCCUCAAUACACAGAGUAAAAGUGCAGAUGCACACAAACCUGAUGUGAUGUCACCACUAAGAACACCCUGCCCAGAAUGCAAGCUCCAUGAGGAUGCCUGUGAGAUGCUGAUGAGCGCAAUUCUGGAAGAACUGCAGAAGAGAACUCAAGCCUCUCCCGAGCCAGCAUCACUAAGAAAGGACUUCCGUCAGCCUCCUGACCCCCAGGGCUCUGGACGUGCUGGGCUCGUUAUCACGGGGAAGACCCUGGAGUUUGCCUUGCAGGAGGGUCUGCAAAGGCAGUUCCUGGAGCUGACUGCAUGGUGCCAAGCUGUGGUCUGCUGCCGAGCCACACCCCUUCAAAAAAGUGAGGUGGUGAAAUUGGUUCGAAACCAUCUCCAUGUUAUGACCCUGGCCAUCGGUGAUGGUGCAAAUGAUGUUAGCAUGAUACAAGUGGCUGACAUUGGGAUAGGUGUCUCAGGUCAAGAAGGCAUGCAGGCCGUGAUGGCCAGUGACUUUGCCAUCUCUCAGUUCAGGCAUCUCAGCAAGCUCCUUCUUGUGCAUGGACACUGGUGUUACACACGACUCUCCAACAUGAUUCUCUAUUUUUUCUACAAGAAUGUGGCCUAUGUGAACCUCCUCUUCUGGUACCAGUUCUUCUGCGGGUUUUCAGGAACAUCUAUGACUGACUACUGGGUUCUGAUCUUCUUCAACCUCCUCUUCACGUCUGUCCCCCCCAUCAUUUAUGGCGUGUUGGAGAAAGACGUAUCUGCCGAGACCCUCCUGCAGCUGCCUGAACUUUACCAGAGUGGUCAGCACUCAGAGGCGUACUCACCUCUCACCUUCUGGAUCACCUUGUUGGAUGCCUUCUAUCAAAGUCUGGUCUGCUUUUUUGUGCCUUACUUUACCUACCAGGGCUCUGACAUUGACAUCUUCACAUUUGGGAAUCCCCUGAACACAGCAGCUCUGUUCAUCAUUCUCCUCCACCUGGUGAUAGAAAGCAAGAGUCUGACUUGGAUCCACAUGUUGGUCAUGGUUGGGAGCAUCUUGUCCUACUUUUUCUUUGCCUUGGCUUUUGGAGCCUUGUGUGUAACUUGCAACCCACCAUCCAACCCCUACUGGAUCAUGCAGAAGCACAUGCUGGACCCAGUGUUCUACUUAGUUUGUGUUCUUACAACCUGCAUAGCUCUUCUGCCCAGGUUUCUAUACCGAGUUCUUCAAGGAUCCCUGUUCCCAUCUCCAGUUCUGAGAGCCACGUACUUGGACAGACUAGCUCCAGAGGAGAGGGCAGAAGCUCUCAAGAAAUGGAGAGGGACUGCAAAGAUUACCCAAAUGGCAUCUAACUAUGCCGGCCAAUCAGCUGCCAAGUCAGGAAGACCCGAGGCUGGCCUUUCUGCUGCCCUUCCCGUGAGAUCAGUGACAGCCUGUGCUGUUGAACAAGAAGACUUACCUACAUGUGAGACCGUGCUAGACGUUGACUACUCUGAACAGGUGUCUCAAAGGGUUGGCGUUCUUCGGGUACUCCAGGAACGAUUGAUACUAUUAGCAACGCAUAAGACUAGAGAUGAAGCUGUUACUAGUCUAAAAGAGCAAGUUCCUGUGAGAGUGAGUUACACACUAUGUACAUUUUGGCUGACAGGAAACUGGGCGCCACUGUGUUAUCAGACAGAGAGCCACUUUCCUGAAACUUGGUAUCGAUAUUCCAUCCAUAUUCCUCAAGAAAGAAAUUAUCAUUUUAUUGUAUGCAAAAUUAUUCAAAAUAAGUCUAACAAGUACAUUUUACUGAAUAUAAGUCUGUCAAAGCUAAUUUUUUUUCAUUAACCGUGUGCCAACAAUUAUAACAAAACUGUCCAAUGACCUUAAACCUUCAUACAGUGGUAAACACAGUACAAGUGCUACACACUCCUUGUAACAAGUUUCAGGACGAGAGAUGAAUAAACAUGGAAAAUAAGGGCUGAAA